AGGGAACAAGGAAGUAGAGAAAGAAAAGGGAAAGAAAAGAGUGAAGCAAAAAGGGAGCAAAGAACAGGUAAAGACGAAGACAAGGAAAGAAGCCGACAAUGAAGUGCCGACGAAAGAAGCGGAAAAAGGGGUCAACAGAGGGAUAACGAGGACAGCGGGUCCGGGAUUUUCCCCACUGCGGAGGAGGAGCCUCCUCUUGCCCUUACAGGGGCGUCCGGAGGGGCGGCCUCUUCCCGCUCCGUCCGAAAUCUUCGGGAAACGAAACCACGGCAGCUGCGCCCGCCCCCCCGGUGCCUCCACCUCCGGAGCCACCGCGCGUUCCGCAGGUGCCGCCGCCGAGCCGCAGGAUGCAGAAGCCACUGCCGCCCUACGAGGUGCUGCCGGCCGAGGUGAGCAUGGAGGAGCUGGCCCGGAGCACGACCGUCCUGGUGGAGGAGCCGCCGCAGCUGCCGCCGCCGCCGCCGCCCCGGGACCACCUGGUGUGGUCCCUCUUCACCACCCUGUACGGCAAUUUCUGCUGCCUCGGGCUGCUGGCCUUCGUCUUCUCCGUCAAGUCCAGGGACCGCAAAGUGCUGGGUGACUACAGUGGGGCACUGAGCUACGCCUCCACGGCCAAGUGGCUGAACAUCACGGCCCUGGUGAUCAACAUCCUCAUCGUCGUCAUCACCAUCACCAUCGUCGCCCUGGCCGCCGGCGGGGUCUUGAGUCGCAUGAACCACCCACCCUCGUACGGGCUCGACCCUUACUCCAGCGGCCAUUAGUCUCCGCCUUGCCCCGCGGGCUGUGCUCCCACCCCACGCCUGCCCGAGAGUUCCCCUCACCCCUCGGAGUCGGGGAGUGCCGUCCUGUCACAAAAACUGCAAAAUGACAAUCCACAGGCCCCUCCCGGGAGCCUGCUGGUGUCGUGUCCUUCUUUAGUGGAGCCCUUGCUGAUGGCUUGCUGGAGGUGUCUGGGGAUGAACACUGCUCCCCAGAGAGGAGCAGAGCAUCCCCAACCCCACUUUUGCCUGCUUGCUGCUUUGUUCUGGGUCUGGAGGCCCCAGCUGCCUCAAAAUUAUUCUGUAGAGGAACACCUGGUUCAGAAAAACCCUGACGUCUGAAAUAAAGGUUUUAUUUCACUUUU
Molecule: messenger RNA, 1123 nt
Organism: Catharus ustulatus (Swainson's thrush)
Lineage: Eukaryota; Metazoa; Chordata; Aves; Passeriformes; Turdidae
Product: interferon-induced transmembrane protein 1-like
Exons: 2
Coding region: 348-761 (137 amino acids)
Biological process (GO): response to type II interferon; negative regulation of viral genome replication; response to interferon-alpha
Cellular component (GO): plasma membrane
Source: RefSeq, a predicted model, not a curated record